CUCCCCCCCAAGUGUGCUGCGAGCCGAGACCUGAGCUGCACGGACAGUCUGCGUGUUGGCUCGGCUUUUCUCGGCUUCUGCGAGGCACCAUGGCUUACAUUGCCAAGUCCUUCUACGACCUCAGUGCCAUCAGCCUGGACGGGGAAAAGAUCGAUUUCAAUACCUUCCGAGGCAGGGCCGUGCUCAUUGAGAAUGUGGCCUCUCUCUGAGGCACAACCACACGGGACUACACCCAACUCAAUGAGCUGCAAUGCCGCUUUCCCCGGCGCCUGGUGGUUCUCGGCUUCCCUUGCAACCAAUUUGGACAUCAGGAGAACUGUCAGAAUGAGGAGAUCCUGAACAGUCUCAAGUACGUACGCCCAGGGGGUGGAUUCCAACCCACCUUUACCCUUGCCCAGAAGUGUGAGGUGAACGGUCAGAAUGAGCAUCCAGUCUUCGCCUACCUGAAGGACAAGCUCCCCUACCCCUACGACGACCCCUUUUCCCUCAUGACCGACCCCAAGUUCAUCAUUUGGAGCCCUGUGCGGCGCUCUGAUGUGGCCUGGAACUUUGAGAAGUUCCUUAUCGGGCCAGAGGGGGAGCCCUUCCGCCGCUACAGCCGCACCUUCCAGACCAUCGACAUAGAGCCCGACAUCAAGCGCCUCCUCAAAGUGGCCAUAUAGAAGAGAGCUGCUCAGCGCCCGGGUCUCUCCAUCCAGCCUCUCGUGAACCUUCCUCGUUCAGCGUGCCUUCAGGAGACGUUGCUGGAGCACAGGUUGCACAUCAGUCUCCUGUGCGUUAGAAUGUUGCCCUUCCCGUCGGCACGUUUCCUUCCCCUUUCCCUCCAACUUUCUGAUGGGUGAUGCAACUCGGAUUCCCAAAGCUGGGGCAAACUCUGGGCCUUCACAGAAUGAUGGCACCUCCCUAAAUCCACGGGGUGGUGUCUGAGGCAUGUGAGGGCCUGGAAACAGCCUGCUAGACAAGUCUAAUAAAAGAACCAGUGCGGAAAAACA
Molecule: messenger RNA, 992 nt
Organism: Sorex fumeus (smoky shrew)
Lineage: Eukaryota; Metazoa; Chordata; Mammalia; Eulipotyphla; Soricidae
Gene: GPX2
Product: glutathione peroxidase 2
Exons: 3
Biological process (GO): response to oxidative stress
Molecular function (GO): glutathione peroxidase activity
Source: RefSeq, a predicted model, not a curated record